This is a messenger RNA of Octopus bimaculoides (California two-spot octopus), 1539 nucleotides long. RefSeq names its product neurofilament heavy polypeptide. NCBI's taxonomy places the organism in Eukaryota, Metazoa, Mollusca, Cephalopoda, Octopoda, Octopodidae. The record is from RefSeq and is a predicted model, not a curated record.
AUGCAAAGACGUCCCCGACGGCGCAAAAACGUUCCCAAAGGCGCAAAAACAUUCCCGAAGACGGAAAAACGUUCCCUAAGACGCAAAAACGUCCCCGAAGACGCAAAUACGUUCCCGAAGACGCAAAUACGUUCCCUAAGAUUCAAGAACGUUCCCGAAGACGCAAAAACGGUCCCGAAGACGCAAAAACCUUCCCAAACAGGCAAAAACCUUCCCGAAGUCGCAAAAACGUUCCCGAAGGUGCAAGAACGUUCCCGAAGACGCACAAACGUUCCCGAAGACGCAAAAUCGUCCCCAAAGACGCAAAAACGUUCCCGAUUACGCAAAAACGUUCCCAAAGGUGCAAGAACUUUCCCGAAGACGGACGAACGUUCCCAAAGACGCAAAAACGUUCCCGAUUACGCAAAAACGUUCCCAAAGGUACGCAAAAACGUCCCCGAAGACCCAAAUACGUUCCCGAAGACGCAAAUACGUUCCCAAAGUCGCAAAAACGUUCCCGAAUAUGCAAGAACUUUCCCUAAAAAGCAAAAACGUUCCCGAAUACGUAAAACCGUAUCCGAAGAUGCAAAAACGUUCCCGAAGUCUCAAAAAUGUUUCCAAAGACGCCAAAACAUUCCCAAAGGGGCAAAAACCUUCCGAAAAGCGCAAACACAUUCCCGAAGACAGAAAAACGUUCCCGAAGUCUCAAAAAUUUUCCCGAAGACCCAAAUACGUUCCCUAAGACGCAAAAACGUUCACAAAGGCGCAAAAACAUUCCCGAAGACGGAAAAACCUUCCCUAAAACGCAAAAACGUCCCCGUUGACCCAAAUACGUUCCCGAAGACGCAAAUACGUUCCCUAAGAGGCAAACACGUUCACAAAGGCGCAAAUACAUUCCCGAAGACGGAAAAACGUUCCCUAAAACGCAAAAACGUCCUCGUUGACCCAAAUACGUUCACGAAGACGCAAAUACGUUCCCAAACACGCAAAAACCUUCCCGAAGACACAAAUACGUUCCCGAUUACGCAAAAACUUUCCCGAAGGUGCAAGAACGUUCCUGAAGACGCACGAACGUUCCCGAAGACGGAAAAAGGUUCCAGAAGACGCAAGAACGUUCCCGAAGUCGGAAGAAGAUUCCAGAAUAGGCAAGAACGUUCCAGAAGACGCAAAAACUUUCCCAAAGUCGAAAAACGUUCCCAAAUAAGCAUAAACGUUCCCGAAGACGGAAAAACGUCCCCGACGACGCAAAUAUGUUCCCAAAGGCGCAAAAACAUUCCCGAAGGCGGGAAAACGUUCCCUAAGACGCAAAAACGUCCCCAAAGAUGCAAAUACGUUCCCGAAGUCGAGAAAACUUUCCCUAAGAAGCAAAAACGUUCCCGAAUACGUAAAAACGUUCUCGAAGAUGCAAAAACGAUCCGGAAGUCUCAAAAACGUUCCCAAAGACGCACAAAUGUUCCCGAAGACGCAAAGACCUUCCCAAACACCCAAAAACGUUCUCGAUUACGCAAAAACGUUCCCGAAGUUGCAAGAACGUUCCCGAAGACGCAAGAACGUUCCUGA